AUGAAUUCACAGAUUAAAGUUUAUAACCAAUUGAAAACAUAUUCACGUCGAGGUGCUAAGAAAAAUAAAAUGCAUGACAGGAAAGCCAAUGUGGCUACGGCUGAAGCGGGUGUAGACGCACCCACUCGUCUGCUGCUUUAUAAAUUAAUAAAUAACCAAAUUUUGGAACAAAUAAAUGGUAUUAUAUCGACAGGCAAAGAGGCAGUAAUUCUACAUGCCAAUUCCGAUGCUGGCUAUGCUGAAAAUGUUAAUGAAUAUAAUAGAACCAUAUGCUCUCCUCAAUUAUUACCCAAAGAAUGUGCUAUUAAAAUAUUCAAAACUACUCUAAACGGGUUUAAGCAACGGGAUCGGUAUAUAAAGGAUGAUUAUCGAUUUAAAGAUCGUUUUAGUAAACAAAAUAAGCGUGUUAUCAUAAACAUGUGGGCGGAAAAGGAAAUGCAUAAUAUUAUGCGCAUGCAAAGAGUCGGUAUAAACUGCCCAGACGUGGUUGUUUUAAAAAAGCACGUGUUAGUAAUGUCUUUCAUUGGCAAUAAUCAUAAUGCGGCACCAAAACUUAAAGAUGCACGACUAAGUUCGUGGGAAUUGAGUUAUGCCUAUGAAGAAAUAAUUACAGUGAUGCACAAGCUUUAUAACCAAGCAAAGUUGAUACAUGCCGAUCUGAGUGAGUACAAUAUCCUAUGGCACGAUAAGAAGUGUUGGAUCAUCGAUGUAGCGCAGUCUGUGGAGCCGGAACAUCCAAGCGCAUUAGAACUUCUAAUGCGUGAUUGUGGUAACAUAAUAACCUUCUUUGAAACACGUGGUUUGCCGAAUAUAUAUACGAAGGAACAACUUUUUGAAUAUAUUACAUCUUUAAAUGCCAAGACUCAUAAUGCUGCCAUGUUAGAGCGCAUUCAUACACGUGGCGCUUCAAUAUCAGUAGCUACAUCUCCGAGUCAAGAUGAGUGUCCAGAAGAACUAAAGAAUCUUGUUUAUCCUUUCGACUUAGCUUGGGAAAAAUCCCAAUGUGAAAGACAGCAACGUGAACCACUGAAAUCUGCGGAAUCUUCAUGUCUGACCACUGCUGAUCAGGCUACAUCGGCAAUGGGAACUUUAAAUAUUAACGUGCCCUGUGCAUGCCAAGAAAAUAAGUCUUAAGAGUAAAAACAUCUCAAAACAAUAGGGAACGACACUAUUAGUAUUUUGGUCUGACCGAAUUGAAAUUCAAUAUACUGUUACAACAAAAA
Molecule: messenger RNA, 1223 nt
Organism: Rhagoletis zephyria (snowberry fruit fly)
Lineage: Eukaryota; Metazoa; Arthropoda; Insecta; Diptera; Tephritidae
Product: serine/threonine-protein kinase RIO3-like
Molecular function (GO): ATP binding; protein serine/threonine kinase activity
Source: RefSeq, a predicted model, not a curated record